AUGAUAGACGACACCGCCGCCCCACCUCAGGUGUGUUCAGGUCCAGUGGUAGCCGGCGUGUACCAGGAGCUCUCCACUGUCUUCACACCACAUGGCAGCGGAAUCACGGCCGAACCCCAAGGGGAGAUGAAGGAGAAGCUGGCAGUCAGAAUUCAGAGCCCCAAGGAAAAUGACUUCACUGAAGUAGAACUGAACAGAGGAGAGCGGAGUUCUUAAAAUCUACUAGAAGUGAGUUGCUGUGAACUGGGUAUUAAGCCAGAGCAAGUGAAGAUCAGAAAGGUACCAAACACACUGCUCGGAAAGGGCAAAGACAUUCUAAGACUAUGGGACUUUCAGGAAAUAAAGCUCAAUUUUAAUGAAAAUGGAAGUUCCAAAUUGGUAGAAGACACACAUCCCUGA
Molecule: messenger RNA, 399 nt
Organism: Hyaena hyaena (striped hyena)
Lineage: Eukaryota; Metazoa; Chordata; Mammalia; Carnivora; Hyaenidae
Gene: ANKRD40CL
Product: ANKRD40 C-terminal like
Source: RefSeq, a predicted model, not a curated record